Molecule: messenger RNA, 3503 nt
Organism: Phascolarctos cinereus (koala)
Lineage: Eukaryota; Metazoa; Chordata; Mammalia; Diprotodontia; Phascolarctidae
Gene: NDRG1
Product: N-myc downstream regulated 1
Source: RefSeq, a predicted model, not a curated record
CUGCCGGGGAGAGGAGGGCGGAGCCGCAGCGGCUAUAAAGCGUCCUUCGCCUGCGAGCGCCGGACAUAAACAAACCUUGCAGUCUGCGCGUACGCUUACUCCGCUCACCCACGCGUUCGGGCUCUGAGUUCCCUAGCUGGACACGAGACUAGGGCGCGGCUGAGUGGCUUCGCCUGGACCCGCGUUCCUCAUCUCCCAAGCCUCUCUCCCCAGGUAACAGUCUGGGACCAUGUCGAAGGACCUCCAGGAUGUGGACCUUGCAGAGGUCAAGCCUCUGGUGGAGAGAGAAGAGACCAUCACUGGCCUCCUGCAAGAGUUCGACGUUCAGGAGCAGGACAUUGAGACUUUCCAUGGCUCAGUCCAUGUCACCGUAUGUGGAACCCCCAAGGGGAACCGGCCUGUCAUCCUCACGUAUCAUGACAUUGGCAUGAACCACAAAACCUGUUACAACCCUCUCUUCAAUUCAGAGGACAUGCAGGAGAUCACCCAGCAUUUUGCUGUCUGCCACGUGGAUGCUCCUGGGCAGCAGGAUGGAGCAGCAUCCUUUCCUGUGGGGUACAUGUAUCCCUCCAUGGAUCAACUGGCUGAAAUGAUUCCUGGAAUUCUCCACCAGUUUGGACUGAAGAGCGUGAUUGGAAUGGGAACCGGAGCUGGUGCCUACAUCUUAACUCGAUUUGCUCUGAACCACCCAGAAAUGGUGGAAGGACUUGUUCUCAUCAACGUGAACCCUUGCGCUGAAGGGUGGAUGGACUGGGCAGCGACCAAGAUCUCUGGGUGGACUCAAGCUCUUCCAGAUAUGGUGGUGUCUCAUCUGUUUGGGAAGGAAGAAAUGCAGAACAACGUGGAGGUGGUGCACACCUACCGCCAUCAUAUCAUCAAUGACAUGAACCCAAGCAAUCUCCAUCUCUUCAUUAAUGCCUACAACAGUCGCCGGGAUCUAGAAAUCGAGCGUCCUCUCCCUGGAACCAAUGCUGUCACCCUGCAGUGCCCUGCAUUGUUAGUGGUUGGAGACAAUUCACCUGCAGUGGAUGCCGUGGUGGAGUGCAACUCUAAACUGGAUCCAACCAAGACCACACUCCUAAAGAUGGCGGACUGUGGAGGCCUGCCACAAAUUUCUCAGCCUGCCAAGCUUGCAGAGGCUUUCAAGUACUUUGUCCAGGGAAUGGGUUACAUGCCUUCUGCCAGCAUGACUCGCCUCAUGAGGUCCCGCACAGCCUCUGGCUCCAGCGUCACCUCCUUGGAAGGCAACCGCAGCCGCUCCCACACCAGCGAGGGAACCCGCAGCCGCUCCCACACCAGUGAGGGGACCCGCAGUCGCUCCCACACAGACACCCGCCUUGAGAUCACUCCCAACUCUGGGAGCACCGGGGACAAUGCUGGGCUCAAGUCCAUGGAAGUCUCCUGUUAGACAAGGACCCCCUCAGAGCCCAGUAGCUCCCUCCUGGCUCUGGUUUGAACUCUGUUUUAAGUAGCUGCCUCCUUUCCCUUCUCCCCCAAUCCCACAUCCCACCCCUCCUCUGUCACACUGCACAUAACUUGGUAUUAAUCCAAAGCUUAUUUUUUAAGAGUGAGCUCUGGUGAGAACAAAGUGAGGGAGAGUCAUUUUGAUAUGGGGGGGGCAGGGUUGGAGUGUGGAAAGAUAACAGUGACCGGUCUAAAGCAAGCAUCCAGAGAUGGGUCUCUUGAUUAAAUUGUUCACAAAAUUCUGGUUGCUGCUGUCUUCUCUCACUCACAUCAGACUUGAAAGAGGCAUUUUGCCCCCCAAAAAAGAUAUGAAAAGAGAAAAAGUUGUUUUUUAAAAAAAAUAAAACAAACCCUUAGGCUGGCCUGAUUAAUGGAAGUCACAUAGGCCCUUUGGUCAGCAGUACAGCCGAUCCACUGUGUUUUUGUAGCAAAAGGAGAAACUGACCCAGUUUGUAAUACAGGCAACACUAUUUGGAUGUAAGGAGGGAGAGUCCAGUGCAUUGUGGGUGGCUUUUUUUUUUCUAACGAGGGGAAAUGGUGAAGCUCACAUUUAUGCUGGUGGGUUUUUGGUUUUGUUUUGUUCUUUUUUUUGGCAGACUCAAACUAUCAUAAUUGUAGACACUUUAAAAUUACGUUGUGCAUUUAUACGCCUUUUAAUUUUGAAGCAUAAAAACCCAUUCUCUUCUCCACCAUUAACACUCAGUUAAAAUAGCCAAUGUAAACUCGAGGCUUUAAACACAAUGAAAGUUAUUGAUGGGCUUCUGGUAUAUUUCAUGUUUUGUGAGAUUUCAGCCUUGCCACACCUCUCCUUAAACUGUGGUGAGGAACCUUCCUUUUUUUUCUUUUCCCCUUUGAUUCUCACCUUAUUUAAAAGGAGUUUGCAUUCCUUGGCGAUUUCACAGGGAAGAAUUUUCAUGGCGUAGGCUGAGAGCUCUGCUGCUUCUCCCUGGUCCUCAGUUUCCCUGUCUAUGAAAUAAUGAUCUCUAAGGUCCCUUCCAACUCUGUCCAUUGUUUUAAUGUCCCAUGCUUCUAAGCCCCUUCCAGCUUGAACAGUCUGUUGUUGGGUGUUCUAAGACAUUUUCUAGUUCUCUUGACAUUCUGUUCCAUGCUUUCUGAUCUAAAGGCCCUUCCAACUUGAAUAUCACUGAUUCUACACGUUUAAUUUCAUAUAUGUGAAUAAUGGGGAAGAGAGUUGUGGUAAUAUGUAAUCUCUCUGGGGCCUAGGGGGUUGUUAUCUAACUAUACGUAAAAGGUGGGGUACAGGGCUGGAUGGGGAAAAGGGCUUGUUGCAUUUUUCACAUUAAACAGAAGACAGCCUUCUGCAGUUCCUUGAAGGAAAGGAGUAUUUGUAUUCUAACAUCAGCUUGGCUAAAGAAAGCAACAUUCCCAUUCCCAUCCCUUCCCCGCCAAAAAUAUAACACCACUCUGGAAUUUUGUGUCCUGAAAUGAAUUUGCCUUUCAAUUCUGUUAUAAAGAAUAAGUCUCAGAAUAAUGGCAUGACCUUUAAAAAAAGAUAGCUGUGAAUUUUGACUUUGGCAUAAUGUUGUUACUUGUUUAGAACCAUUUCCUGAAAAGAGGGGUUUUGGUCAAGUGAUAGGUAGAGAGAACCCUUGGGGGUUUGGGGGUGGUGGUGGUGAUGGGAGCUGGUAAAAUGUAAGGAUUCUGGAAUUUCCUGCAUUUUUCAAUUAACUCCCCUCCACCUUUUUGGAGAAAGCAUUGUCAAACAAAGCAACCAAUUAUGAUGGGGUUUUUUGUGUGGCUUUUGGACCUAUGCUUUAGCUAAUUAAUGAAUUUUCCUGUUGGAAGGAUGUUAAUUGCAAAUCAACCUUUGGGAGGAUGACUGGCUUGGGAUGAUUGACUCCCUGGGAGCCUCCAUCUUUGGAGGCUUCACACAGUUCUUGUGCCAGAAGAGGUGGUGAGGGAGGCAGAAGUGGCUGAGAACCUGAGGUGGACAGUAUGGUGUCAAGUCUUGCCAAAAAGGUUUCUUAAUGAGAUAUUUGUAUUUAUUUCCAGACCAAUAAAUUUGUAACUUUGCAGUU